AUGGUCAAAAAACAACCUGCAUCUGGCAUACCCCAACCCGUGGGAAUCAAUUGCACCCAUCAACUGACGACUCAGCUCGAAGAAUUGUUUGAUGACAUGUCGUUCAGUGACGUCAUUUUCAAAGUCGGCGGUAGCGAAUUUCCCGCCCACAAAAUCAUAUUAGCCGCCAGAAGCGAAGUCUUUAAAGCCAUGUUCCAGCACGCUACCAAGGAGAAAUCGACCAAUCACGUUGAAAUUGACGACACCGAGCCGGAAAUAUUCAAGGAGCUCCUACGAUUUAUUUACACGGGACGUUUGACUGCUGCGACCAUGGAAAAAAUGGCCGUCAAACUGUUGGUGGUUGCAGAUAAAUACUUGUUGACGGAACUGAAAGCUGCCUGUGAAAGACAUUUAAUCACAUUAAUGUCUAUAGAAAAUUGUUUAGAAUUGCUUAUGCUGGAAGACGACUAUCACCACCCAGCGUAUGGACUGCGGGAAGAGGCAAUUAACUUCUUCCGGCUCCACCCAGCCGAAGUCAUUUUGACCGAUGGAUGGAAAAAGGCCAAACAAGAGAACCUGGCUCUACUUUUUGACGUUCAGGAAGUUGCUUUUUCCUCGCAACCUGACAACGAGUUCCGCGCAGCGAAAUGA
This is a messenger RNA of Daphnia pulex (common water flea), 630 nucleotides long. Its product is annotated as speckle-type POZ protein-like. The record is from RefSeq and is a predicted model, not a curated record. Gene Ontology annotation, molecular function: ubiquitin protein ligase binding. Gene Ontology annotation, biological process: proteasome-mediated ubiquitin-dependent protein catabolic process; regulation of proteolysis. The transcript has a single exon. Bases 1 to 630 code for a protein of 209 amino acids. Gene Ontology annotation, cellular component: cytoplasm; nucleus. Lineage: Eukaryota; Metazoa; Arthropoda; Branchiopoda; Diplostraca; Daphniidae.